GGAAACAGAACCUCAAGAUUCAUUUUCUUUCUCUCCUUAGCUGGAAAGAGGGGAUUUCCUCUCAGAAGAAUGGCGAGAGAGAAUUGCUAACACAAGCGUUAUAUUUGUAAAUAACUUUGCCUUCGGACCUGAGGUGGAUCACCAGCUGAAGGAACGAUUUGCAAACAUGAAGGAAGGUGGCCAAAUAGUAUCGUCAAAACCUUUUGCACCGCUAAACUUUAGAAUAAACAGUCGAAACUUGAGCGAUAUUGGCACUAUAAUGAGAGUUGUGGAGUUAUCACCACUGAAAGGGUCUGUCUCAUGGACCGGGAAACCAGUUUCUUACUACCUGCAUACUAUCGAUCGAACCAUACUUGAAAACUACUUCUCUAGUCUCAAAAACCCAAAACUCAGGGAGGAACAAGAGGCAGCUAGACGCCGGCAGCAGAGGGAGAACAAGAGCAACACGACAACUCCGACAAAAGUCCAAGAAAACAAGGAUGAUGGUGCUGAAGAAGAGAAGACCCCCGGGGCCAACGCUGUCAAAAAGCCAUCUCCGUCCAAACCGCGCAGCAAGAAGAAACUGAGCAAAAAGGGAAGGAAAAUGGCAGGCCGGAAGCGCGGGCGGCCCAAGAAAAUGAACGUCAUGAACCCGGAGCGCAAGACCAAGAAGAACCAAACCGCACUGGAGCUUCUCCACGCUCAAACUGUAUCGCAAACGUGCUCAUCCUCUCCUCAGGACGCAUACAGGUCACCUCAUAGUCCAUUCUACCAACUACCUCCUAAAGUGCAGCGGCAUUCGUCGAACCAGCUGUUGGUGACUCCUACCCCACCUGCACUACAGAAGCUGCUAGACUCCUUCAAGAUCCAGUACAUGCAAUUCAUGGCGUACAUGAAGACCCCUCAGUACAAAGAGAACCUUCAGCAGCUGUUGGAACAGGAAAAGGAAAAGAACACACAUUUGCUGGGGAAAGCACAGCAGUUGUUUACUCAUUGCCAAGCUCAGAAAGAAGAAAUCAAGCGGCUGUUCCAGCAGAAGUUGGAUGAGCUGGGAGUUAAGGCUUUGACCUACAAUGACCUUAUUCAAGCUCAGAAAGAGAUCUCUGCUCACAAUCAACAGCUCAAGGAGCAGACCAAGCAGCUGGAGAAAGAUAAUGGUGAACUCAGAAACCAGAGCCUGCAGCUGCUGAAGGCCAGGUGCGAAGAACUGAAGCUGGAUUGGUCAACACUGUCGCUGGAGAAUCUGCUAAAAGAAAAGCAGGCGCUGAAGAACCAGAUCUCUGAGAAGCAGAAGCAUUGCUUGGAAUUGCAGAUCAGCAUCGUGGAACUCGAGAAGAGCCAAAGGCAGCAAGAACUUCUGCAGCUGAAAUCGUACAUGCCUCCCGAUGAAUCGCUGCCGGCGCAAACCCGCCACAAAAACCACCUGAGCCGCGAUCCGGAGCCUGAUCACAGCAUGUUCCAACUGGAACUGGAGUGCCCCAAGUUCCCGGUGCCCCAGAUGAACGGCAUGAGCCCUGAACUGUCCAUGAAUGGCCACGCAACCCCCUACGAAAUCCAGCACGCUCUCGGCAGGCCCUCCAAGCAGGGCACCCCGCAGUACGCAGCUUCACACCUGGACCAAGACAUUGUCCCUUGCACCCCGAACCACAACUGUAGGCAGAAGCCGGACAAGGUCUCGAGCUUGUCCUUGCCGGAUUACACCCGGUUCUCCCCAGCGAAGAUAGCCCUGCGGAGGCACCUGAACCAGGACCAUGCGGGCAGGAAGUCAGCUAAUAACGAAAACCAUCAGAGAUCGGAGCACAUAAAAGAGAACGGCGUUGCAUUUCCGAGCCCAAUGAUACCGAACGGCAUAAAGAUGAGCCCUCAGGAACCCCGUCCCUCUUCGCCGGCAGCUUUGCCACCUGCUAACGAGAAGGCUUUGCGAGAGAGGACGCCCGCGAGUAACGGGGAGACCAUCACCAGCCUUCCCAUCAGUAUUCCCCUCAGCACGGUGCAGCCCAAUAAGCUCCCUGUUAGUAUUCCCUUGGCCAGCGUGGUCCUACCUAGCCGUGUUGAGAAGGUGAGAAACACGCCGAGCCCCGUCCACCAGAACCGUGACUCCUUUUCGACACUUGACAAACAAUAUGGUGCUAGUUCUCAUAAUGGCAUGAGCAGUGUUGCUGCCAGCAGGCCACUGACUUUGGCUACCUCAGGUUUUUCUUAUACGACAGGCUCUGGGCUGGCCAACGGGGCCCUUUCAAACAGCCCCGCCCAGCUCAACCACAGCAUCGACCACGCAGCUCUGGAGGACGGGUCCAGUUCGGGAAGCUUGUUCAACUCAACGGGCUCCCGCAGCUCCACUCCACAGCACCCUUCUUUGCUGACGAUGCCCUCACGGAAUUCUGGGCAGAACUCCCCUGCUCACCAGCACUCGGCAAGCCCCAGGCUGAACGGGGCCUCCCAGAGCCUGGGAGGGGUACUGCAGUACAUGGACGCCCAAAAGGCAUUCGCCGAAGGGACUCGGGGAGACAUGCAGGCAGACGCGGCCUUCUCCGAUCCUGAAAGCGAGGGCAAGCGAAGGAUCAUCUUCACCAUCUCUCCUGCCACGGGAACCAUAAAGCACUCACCUUCCAGCAAGCACAGCCCGCUGACAGCAAGCAUCCGGAUGGAGUGCGGCCAGGCCUACCUGCAGGAUGGGAAGAAGCGUGGCCGGAGGAAGCGGUCCUCCACCGGCGCAUCGAGCCUGAAUUCCGGGGUGUCGCCGAAACGCAAAUCGUUGCAGGCAGUGGCCGGGCUCUUCACUCAGCCUUCGGGAUCUCCGCUCAAUAUCAGUUCCAUGGUCAGUACCAUUAAUCAGCCUUUAGAAAUCACAGCCAUUUCAUCCCCUGAAAACUCGCUGAAGAACUCUCCUGUCCCAUACCAGGACAAUGACCAGCCCCCCGUGCUGAAGAAGGAGAAGCCCAUAGUUCAGACCAACGGGAUCCACUACUCACCACUGACCUCCGACGAGGAGCAGGGCUUGGAGGACGACCACAACAGCACCCGGAUCGAAAGGAAAAUCGCAACGAUAUCACUGGACAGCAAAUCCCCACAAAAGCCAAUGGAGAGCAGCAUCAGCAUAGCUGGGAGAAAGCAAGCCAGCGAAAACAUGAACAGCAGCAAGUGGAAGUCCACCUUCUCGCCCAUCUCGGACAUCAACCUGACCAAAACGGCAGACAGCCCUCUGCAGAUGGCGUCGUCCCUGAGCCAGAACUCCCUCUUCGCCUUCAGGCCCUCGGCCGAGGACACGGGCGACGGUCCCAAGGCGGCCGCUCACUCGAGGAAGCACGCCACUGUGCCGGCGACGGGGGCCGAGGGCCACGGCCAGAGCAGCAGUUCCAUGAACGGGUUUGCUUUCAACGGCGGGCUGUCGGCAGACAUUGGUUUACAUAGCUUUAUUGAUGGUGCUUCGCUCCCGCAUAAAACCGCCGACGCGACGGCCCUGGGGAGCUCCUCGCUGGGGUUCCUGGUGCAGCGGAACAAGGAGCCCGGGGUCUCGGAGGCAAACCCCUUCUUGAGCAAAAGGCAGCUGGAGAGCCUGGGCACUGUGAAAGGGGAAGACGUCAGCUGGCUGGGGGCCAAAGGCAAGGAGGCUGGCGAACUGAGCGUCCGUUUGGGGGGCUCUUUGGAAAAGGCCUCGGUGCUACACAACGGCAAAGCCGGCAAAGGGCGGGAGCGGGAGGCGGAGCCCAAGAACGGCCACAACCUCUUCAUCUCCGCCACGGCCGCCGUGCCUUCCGGGGGCCUUCUCAACAGCAAAAGCCUUUCCGUCUCCGCCGCCGGUAACCCGGCCAGCUCAGGCGCCCCCGCUCAGGCGCACCAUCCUUUCUUGAACUCCUUGGCCGCUGGCUCGCAGUUCCCCCUGGGCUCCAUGGCCUUGCAAGCGAACCUCAACUCUGUGACAAACUCCUCGGUACUGCAGUCCUUGUUUAACUCGAUGCCAGCCGCCGGCCUGGUCCACGUGUCAUCGGCUGCAACACGCCUGACCAAUUCGCAUGCCAUGGGGAGCUUCUCUCCUGGGGUUACAGGUGGAACAGUUGGAGGUAACUAGGAUUUCUACCUCAACCAAACAUGACCUAUGCAACGACAACAUGGACCAACUUCUCUCCCGUUUCCACUGAAGGUGCUCACCUGGAAUGCUUUUGGGUUUCUGCUUCCCCUCCCCUUUCUUUCUCCUUUUUUCCCCCCUUUUCUCUUUCUCGCUCACUACUGGACAAAAAAAAAAAAAGGAACGUCGUCUACAUAAAACCAGAGGAAAGAUAAUGCUACUGUGAAUCUAAGUUAAAAAAAAAAAUUAUAUAUAUAUAUAUAUUCAAACUGCAGACGAAAAUGCUUAGAAAUUGCUCCAGUUUGUAUUGUUGGAUAGUUUAGAUAUUUAUAUAUUUUUAAAUGUUAAAAAACCCACAUGCAGGUUUUGUUUUUUAUUUUAUUUUAUUUUUGGCUGUUCUGUUCUGCCUGAAGUCGGGGUUUAAAAAGAGAGAGAGAAACAACCUAAUAAGCAAUCUCUUGGAGCGAAACAAAGGAGCAGAGUUGUGCCCCCCCCACCCCCCCACAGCCUCCCCGUGGUGCUACUGAACAACUGUGCCUCUUGAUGUUCGAACCUGUUUGGUGCUUACCUGGUGGGACGACCGACACCAAGCCACGUUCCCUCGCCUGCCACCGUUCGGCUUCUUAUUUAUUCCGCCUGCUCCUCUCGAUGCACUGAUAGAACUGGCUGGUGUUUGCGGUGCCACAGGAGAGCGGGGGGGGGGAGGGGAGGGCAGCUCUGGGGGAGAGGGCCAGUCGCAGUUCGCCAAGACGUAAUGCACACUGCAAACCGGUCACGCUCACCUUGCCACCAUUGCCGCCCCAGCAGGCUCGCAGCUACGGUGCUUACAUGGGGACUCCGCCCGCAGGAGCGUUCAGACUUUGGUGCGGUUUGAACGGGUGCUCUGCCUUAACCACGCACGAAGGGUUUGGAGGGGGUGGGGGGCGUUGUCCAGAAGCGGAGGGCGGCAGAUCCACUGGGAAAAGCUCCCCUCCUCGGCUGCAGGCGUGAUCCCUGCCCUCACCCUCUCAGGCGGUGGGAUGCCUCGGGCAGGCAGGUAUUGCGGGCCCCAGGCCACGUCGACAGCCGCAGUAGAAAAACCCUCACUUUGCGGCUCUCCGAGGUCCAGGCUCUAGAAGCCUCCACCCCUUACCUCUUCGAGCAGUUUUGUGUUUGCCCCUGCAGGGGCCUCGGUUUUCUGUCUUGAACAGGUUAUUUUAUUUAUAAAAAAACUGGCUGUUGGGAGCCUUGGCGUCGCUUGGGAAGUCUAGCCUUGUGGCUGCCCUCGAGCUCAUGAGAACCGUGGCCGGUGUUCUGACGGCAGGCUGGUCUGGGCCUGAUCCCUACAGGGGCGGAGGUGUCCCCAAUCCCUCCUGGUGCUUUUCUGCAGCUACUGCUCCUCUCAGUAGAGGAGCGGUUCCCAGUGGAUGCUCAGCAAUUAUUCUGUGUGUGUGUGUGUGUUUUUGGGGGGGAGGUCAUAAGCAUGCUAACGAGGCACUGUUGGCUCCUGUUAGCAAGGCCUACUUUUUCCCCAACAGAACUUGGGGAAACUGACAACCAUCUUAAUGCUGGGGCAGACAUUUCUCAGCUUCAUUUUUUUCUUUUUUCUUUUUGGAGGGGGGGGGGGGGUUGGUUUGUUCCUGAGUACAGUGUAUUUUUGUUAGCAAAAGUUUUUUGAUACUUGAUCGAUUCGAGAGACGGCUUGGCUUUUGUAUAUUUUAUUGCCUUCAAACAAAGAAAAAGAAGCGCGCUCGCUUUUGUAUCGCUUUUGCUUCUCGUUAGGCUUUUAAGCGCUGUGUCACACCCGCACCAGAGAGGAUUACACUCACGGCUCCCUGUGAUCUAGCUUGAAGCUUCUCCCCCCCCCCCCCUCCCCCGUGUCACCUUUAUCGAAUCAGUGCAUUUUUUUAAGGAAGAAAAAAAAAUUGUAUUUUGUGACUUGGUGAGGUUCAGUGUACAGAAAAGGAAAAAAAAAAAAAGACGCACCGUUUCUGGGAUGCAGCUAGUAUUUUAUAGAGAUUGUGAUGAGAAUUUAUAAAGAAAAAAAAAUUUCAUAUGCUUUUCAUUUA
Messenger RNA from Heteronotia binoei (common prickly gecko), 6093 nucleotides. RefSeq names its product DOT1 like histone lysine methyltransferase (gene DOT1L). Gene Ontology annotation, cellular component: nucleus. Gene Ontology annotation, biological process: DNA damage checkpoint signaling; regulation of transcription regulatory region DNA binding; DNA repair. Gene Ontology annotation, molecular function: histone H3K79 methyltransferase activity. Lineage: Eukaryota; Metazoa; Chordata; Lepidosauria; Squamata; Gekkonidae. The record is from RefSeq and is a predicted model, not a curated record.